CUCUUCAUCUUAAUUGAGACUAUGUGGCUUACAGUUUUUAUCUGUUGUAGAUAGGAGAUUUCUGUUAUCUCGGCUAGAUGGACCAGUAUGAAAAGGUUGAGAAGAUUGGUGAAGGGACAUAUGGUGUGGUGUACAAGGCUCGUGAUCGACUGACAAAUGAAACCAUUGCUUUGAAGAAAAUCAGGCUAGAGCAGGAAGACGAGGGAGUACCCAGCACGGCUAUUAGAGAGAUCUCUCUCUUGAAAGAGAUGAAACAUGGGAAUAUUGUGAGGUUGCACGAUGUGGUGCAUAAUGAUAAGCGUUUAUAUCUGGUAUUUGAAUAUCUGGACUUGGACCUGAAGAAACACAUGGAUUCUUGCCCAGAUUUCUCAAAGGAUCCCCGUGUGGUUAAAGUAUUCAAAUCUCUUUUCUCUCAGAUGUUCCUUUAUCAAAUUCUUCGUGGCAUAUCCUUUUGCCAUUCUCACCGUGUCCUCCACCGGGACUUGAAGCCUCAAAACUUGCUGAUCGAUCGAAGUACAAAUGCAUUGAAGCUUGCAGAUUUUGGACUGGCUCGAGCAUUUGGCAUCCCUGUCAGGACAUUUACUCACGAGGUUGUGACAUUAUGGUACAGGGCUCCAGAAAUACUACUUGGAUCACGCCACUAUUCGACUCCUGUGGACGUAUGGUCAGUUGGUUGUAUAUUUGCUGAGAUGGUUAACCAACGACCUUUAUUUCCUGGCGACUCUGAGAUAGAUCAACUCUUCAAAAUUUUUAGAAUCAUGGGCACUCCAAAUGAAGACAGCUGGCCCGGGGUGACAUCUCUACCUGACUUCAAAUCAGCAUUUCCAAAAUGGACACCUAAGGAGCUGGCAAGUGUUGUUCCAAAUCUUGAUGCAGCUGGCCUCGACCUCCUUAGCUUGUGCCUCGAGCUGGCUUUGGUAGAGCCUUUUAAAGAAAAUUACAUAUCUCAUUUCCUUUUUGACGCUAGAUCUCGGAUUGUCGGUGUUGUCCUUGCUUUCCACUUACCCGUCAGGAUUUCAGAAUCUAUCUCCACUACCAAAUUAGCUACUCUACCCAAUCUUCUAUUGGGCCACUCAUCCAUUUCUCUAACUGGGCCUAUCCCCAGGCCCAAACGCAUCUCCCUCCCUGUAGCCCAUACAAAACCCCAGCCCACUCCUACAUAA
Striga asiatica is the source of this 1163-nucleotide messenger RNA. The record is from the annotation of a GenBank genome assembly. NCBI's taxonomy places the organism in Eukaryota, Viridiplantae, Streptophyta, Magnoliopsida, Lamiales, Orobanchaceae.